Dendronephthya gigantea is the source of this 1659-nucleotide messenger RNA. Its product is annotated as transcription factor E2F4-like. Gene Ontology annotation, cellular component: RNA polymerase II transcription regulator complex. Bases 22 to 1041 code for a protein of 339 amino acids. The record is from RefSeq and is a predicted model, not a curated record. NCBI's taxonomy places the organism in Eukaryota, Metazoa, Cnidaria, Anthozoa, Malacalcyonacea, Nephtheidae. The transcript has 7 exons. Gene Ontology annotation, biological process: regulation of transcription by RNA polymerase II. Gene Ontology annotation, molecular function: protein dimerization activity; RNA polymerase II cis-regulatory region sequence-specific DNA binding; DNA-binding transcription factor activity, RNA polymerase II-specific.
UUUCGGCUUUGUAAAUCCAAAAUGGCCGAAUUUAGUUCACCAGGAACGCCGACUGGACGCCACGAAAAAUCGCUGGGUUUACUCACCACAAAGUUCGUAAAUCUCCUACAAGAAGCCAAGGAUGGUGUCCUUGAUCUUAAAAUGGCGGCCGAUACCCUGGCUGUGCGGCAGAAAAGGCGGAUUUACGAUAUCACGAAUGUUUUAGAAGGCAUCGGAUUGAUUGAGAAAAAAUCGAAAAAUAGCAUUCAAUGGAAAGGUGCUGGCCCAGGUUGUAACACCCGAGAGAUUUCGGACAGGCUAGUUGUUUUAAAACGUGAGCUGGAGGUGCUUGACGAGAAGGAGAGAGUUCUUGAUGAACACAAAUCUUGGAUACAGCAAAGUUUAAAGAUCGUUUCAGAAGAUUUCGACAAUGAGAAAUUAGCGUUUGUUACGUACGAGGAUCUCUGUCAUUGUUUCCGUGAUGAUACGCUUCUGGCAAUUCAGGCCCCAGCUGGCACAGAGCUGGAAGUUCCAAUACCAGAGAAGAAACUAGGAAUUGACAGAAGAUAUCAAAUCCACUUAAAAAGUCAUACUGGUGAAAUCAACGUCCUUCUCGUGAACCGAGAUCCCACGAAUAACAGGCCCGUGGUCACUCCCGUUCCCCCACCCAUGUCCAUGUCGACCACGCCCCACAACACCAAGGAAAUACCCACGGCCUUCGCCACGGAAAAAGUCGUCACGGUGGCUGAGAAACCAGCCGAAGUCGAGAAGAACAUCAAAAGACCGCUACCGAUGGAAACAAGUACUACAGAGAAUGAACUAAAGCAAGUGGCAAAUGAAAUAAUAUUCUCCAAUGAUAUCAAACAAGAAGAAUCACUAGACGUAGCUAUGAUUGAAGAUCUUGUGUCCGCAGAAGUCUAUGCCCCCCUCCUACAGCUUUCCCCACCGGCUGGGGACUCCGAUUACACGUUCAACCUCGCGAGUUCCGAAGGCGUAUGUGAUCUCUUCGACAUCCCUAACCUGGACAAUAUAACACAAUUCCCAAGCGUGUCGGCGACAUAGCAAACAGUCAUGCAUCCAGAGCCUGCAAACAUCCAUAGAGAUCACUGACACUGUUGGCUCCUAUCGUAUGCAUGUACUGUUGUAUAGCGUUAUAAAGCGAGCUCCGUGAGUGUAACUGGACCGUUCUCCUAGGUAUUUAUCUCGAAGGGCUCAAAUGAUAUUGAAUGGUAUUGACCCAAGUUAAGCAAAAUUUUGAAAGAAUUUAAUAAAAGUCUAUAUAUUUGUCAUGGCUUGAAAGAGCAAUACAAAAUUAGUAAAUUCGCAUGCAAAAUGUGAAAAUAUGCUCUUUAAAGUGUUUGCAAAUGAAUGAAUUUUCCUUGAAUAAUAUUAACGCAAAAUUGUAGCAAAUAUAUUUCCUUUGUUUUCCACAUCUUACAAUAUUUCGCGAUCAAACUUUAUUUGCGAGUUGAGAUGCUCUUUCCAGCUAUGUUAAAAAAACCUCCUUUUUUUCUUAAGAUCCUUUUUCAAACUUUUGUUUAAUGCCCGAUGUUUUCAUAUCACGUUAUGGACUCCAGUUACAUAUAUAGGGCUCACUUAACUUGUGUUUUAACAAGCUGCAAUAAGAAAAACAAAGGCGAAGAAAGCCUGUGUUGUUUAAGUAUAUUAUGAAGUUUUUUA